AUGCACGUCUCGGGUGCGGUGGAGCACGCUAUAAACAAUUCCCCUGGAGAAUCUGAAUACGAAGCGGCAUAUAUAAGGAGCUUGAAUAGACGUGGAGCUUCAAAAGGAGCCUCUCACCUGGUCAGUCGACUGCCUAUCGAGGCACCCGCACAACCUUGCGUGGCCCCCAUUGGUGGACGCGGAGGCACCUGCCUCACCUUAGGAGCCGGCCAAUGGGCCACUCACCUGUGCGGUCGAUCCGAAGGCGGGGCGCUCCACCUGUGCCGUGAGACGAAUUCAAGAUGCCUCGUCAAAAGACUGGCCUCCUUCUCAGUUUUGUCUUCGUUAACA
This is a messenger RNA of Iphiclides podalirius (scarce swallowtail), 330 nucleotides long. Lineage: Eukaryota; Metazoa; Arthropoda; Insecta; Lepidoptera; Papilionidae. The record is from the annotation of a GenBank genome assembly.